UAACACAGGCUAAGGAAACGUGUCCCGUUUCAGAUGAUCCGGGGCUGAUGGAACGCAGCGUCGGUGGAGACAUGGGAGGAAAAGAGGACGCGAAGAUGCUAGAAAACACAGUUAAACAAUUCAUCGAGUAUGUCCGCAAACAGGUUGAAGAGCAAGACCCAGUUUUUCUGAUCAGCGUCGUCGUGGCCUUAGCGGCGAUCAUCAUCACCUGCGUUUUUCUGAAGUACUUCCUCACCAGCAAAACCGUCCGGAGCGCCGUGCUGCUGGUCGGACUGUGUGACUCCGGGAAGACCCUCCUGUUCAGUCGGCUAGUAUCAGGGAAGUUCAAGCGAACACAGACCUCCAUCACUGACAGCAGUGCCCCUUAUAAAGCCAAAAGUGAUAAGGGCACAACUUGGACUCUGAUAGACCUGCCAGGUCAUGACAGUCUCCGGGCUCAGUACCUGGAGAAGUUCAAGUCAGCAGCCAGAGCUAUCGUGUUUGUGGUGGACAGCGCCAUUUUCCAGAAAGAAGUCAGAGACGUAGCCGAGUUUCUGUACGUCCUGCUGACCGAUAGCGUGAUCUGCCGAAACACCCCAACUCUCCUGGUGGCGUGCAACAAACAAGACAUCACCAUGGCAAAAUCUGCCAAACUGAUCCAACAGCAGCUGGAAAAAGAAUUGAAUACCCUGAGAGUGACCCGCUCAGCUGCUCUCGGCUCCCAGGACGGCUCCGUUGGCGGCAGCGUGUUUCUGGGCAGAAAAGGCAAGGACUUUGAGUUCAGCCAGCUGCCUAUGAGGGUGGAGUUCCUGGAGUGCAGUGCCCUCAGCAACAAGGCAGAAGAGGGAGAGGCGGACAUUAAAAGCCUGGAGAAGAGCCUGGCUAAACUGUGAAAUCUGCAGCUUAACACCCUCUGCACGAAGUGUCGUCUUAAAGGCACAACGCUCCAACCAGAAAGUCCAUUUAUGCCUAAGUAAGAUAGAGCACAGUAAGGAGAAAUGCCCCCAAGUGAGACAUCUCUAAACUCCAUUUCAACAGGAAGGAAAAGAAGAAUUUCUGAAAUGGGAAGUAUAUAUAUAUAUAUAUAUAUAUAUAUAGAUAACCCCCACAUGCUUUAAUAGACAAAGUAUUCGUGAACAGCGCUGGUGUGUUUGUCAGGUUGCUCUGCAGCUCUGAGAAAUCCUCAGAAUUUUGUUUUGCUUCCAAAAUGUACAGCUGGAAACUUAGAAAAAUGAUCAGAUUUAUUUACCGUUUGUCGAAGUUGCAUCAACUGAAGCAUGACCUGUGUUUUUCUUCUUAACAUAUUUAAGUCUUUCAGUGCCUUUUUUUCCUGUAUCCGCAGAAAGUUUUUGGUUUGGCUGUUUAUAGACUGGCUUACAGUGAAAAACUGUUUCAUUUCUUUUGAAUGUGUUGAUAUGCUGUAGUUCCGUUUUAUUCUAUUCUGCUUGUUUAAGGAAAACAUGUUUUGCAGGGAAACAAGACUUGUUGAUGAAACAGUCCAAAUACUUUACAGAUGAGAUGACUCAAGAUUUUAUUUCCACAAACCAAUUUAAGUUCAUUUUCAUGUUUGUCUGGUUUGGAGUCGUUUUCAUUAAAAACUGUGAUUUCGUUUAAAAAAUAAAAGUGUUUGAAAUACGA
This is a messenger RNA of Oryzias latipes (Japanese medaka), 1617 nucleotides long. It is a transcript of the gene srprb, whose product is annotated as SRP receptor subunit beta. Gene Ontology annotation, molecular function: GTP binding. Lineage: Eukaryota; Metazoa; Chordata; Actinopteri; Beloniformes; Adrianichthyidae. The record is from RefSeq and is a predicted model, not a curated record.